AUGGAUUUGACUGUUGAAGUGCCGAUGCCCGGUCCCCUCUUUGACGGAUUUGAACACCGCCACAUUGGAAAGACAAUACACAUGAAAGAUGAAGUCAAGAUAUUAACGCUUCCAAACGGUGUGGAAAUUAAGUUUGAGCAAAUUAUAGCCCUUGCUGGGGAUUUCUAUGGAUUGCCCGAAAACCCAAUUAUUGACCCCUGUAAAGUAGAAACAGAGGAGGACUCUGGUCGUGACGUUCGCUUCUGUGAUGCAUACGAAACUCUAGCAUGCGCACCGAAAGAUGAAUUACAGAAAGAGCUGAACAAACUGUUAGCUACCUUGGAGAAGGAGACUGAAGAAGGAAGAAGCAUUGAUUCUAAAACGUGGGACGAAAUCACCGGUGGUAAAUGGUUCUUUGGCCUUCCAGUCAAAGAAGGGAGGAUGUUAGAGCUGGCUGAGAAUAAUCACGACCAUUUUCUUCCUUAUGCAAAAGACGCAUACCUGACGGGUCAUCAGUUGGCAAUAGAAAAAGCAAGAGAAGCCAGUCAAUAUCCACAAGAUCCUGUAUUGAAAAAGGAACUCCUUCACGAAGCAUUUUCAAUGGAAGCAUUUGCGUGUCACUUUCUCACUGACAGCUUCGCUAGUGGCCACAUUAGGUAAGAAAAAUGAUCUUAAGAAUCGAAGAUUUUUCCACUGAAAGACUGAGUUUUCUGUUCUCCUACGACCUUGUUUGCUGAGAUAGUUUUCAACGUGUCUUUCACGAGGAUUCUCACAGGCUUAACGAUCAAAAAAGAGUAACUAAAGCAGAAAAAAUUUUCGAGAGCCCUAGUGCGAUAAACCAUUUACGUUGCACAGUCUGAGAUAUUUUGAAGGGAAAGGGGGAUUUUAGACGUGCUCGAAAGCGGAUGGCGCCCGCCCAGUCUUAGGCCUCCCUCCAAAACGUUUUUUUUUUUUGCUUUCUAAUUUUAAUUAUUAAAUUCUUAUUUGAUUUUUUUUAAAACAACCAGAAAAACAUGAUUGAUUUUUUUUAGGAAUGAUUGAUUUUUCCUUUGGUCUGAAGCUAUCUGGCGGACGCCGUGUGCCCUUCGGUUGUGUACAAAUAAAAAUUUUACAAAUUUUACCUCUGCUUAUAUUAGGACGCCAAGAGUUGAAUUGGGAAAAGCAACUACUCUAGGAAAAGAUGGCCAUUUAUUAUGUAAGUACAUGCACGACGAGGACAACAAACAUGGUCUGCGCGUGACAAAUCUAAGGGGUGAUAAAUGGAUUGCAUAUGGUGAUGGUAUGCUUCUGGAAGAAAAGAGCAAAGAUAAUUUAAAGGUAGCAGCAGAAGCUGUGCAGAAAUCAGUUGAUCAAGUCUACGAGGCCUACACAAAUCCUUCCGGAUCUCUUGAUCCCUCUCAGGUAACCGACCUGAUACCUUUUGUUGAUCAGGAGGAAAGAAACAAUUCUCCAAUGUUUCAGAUGAUAGAUGGGAAGCUUCUCAGAAGAUCAAACUUGAACGAUCUCCAGGGUACUACUACAACUGCCAGUUGGUGGGGACCGACAACAGUAGCAAUGUUACAGGUUUACAAACCUGAAAACUCUGCUAUA
This is a messenger RNA of Porites evermanni, 1569 nucleotides long. The record is from the annotation of a GenBank genome assembly. Lineage: Eukaryota; Metazoa; Cnidaria; Anthozoa; Scleractinia; Poritidae.